UACUUAUCAGAGGGAAUGUGGAGUCGCCUGUCAUUCCUUCACCUGCAGCUCCAGCUGUCACACCAUGGACUUCAUGCAGCAGAGCACACAACAAAUCAAUGGCUUUAACAAUAGCCAUUGCCAACUGAAGAUUGUCAACUAUGAGGCUGAGGAAAACAGCAUUUCUCAUGAGACACAUGGCCUCAGCAAAAAACACCUGGUGGUGCGACGAGGGAAACCUUUCAAACUGACUCUGUGGUUCCACAGGCGGCUGUGGAAUCCACACACAGAGUACCCGGUCCUCGAGGUCUUUCUGGGAAAUCAUUCAGACAGGAUCAUAGUCCAGAUCUCUGACGAGCAACACGACCCCCAAGGCUGGUCAGCCAAAAUCUACCCAGGCGACAUUCAUUCGAAGUCAGUCACCAUCCACAUCUGCUCCCCUGUUAAUUCCCCAGUGGCUCAGUAUUACCUCUUCCUCCACAUUGAGACGAUACAUAGGAGCAGAAGUACCUUUGAAGUGGGAACAUUUGUGCUACUCUGCAACCCUUGGCUGAAAGAGGAUCCAGUGUACAUGCCACUGAAGGCCCAAAGAGAAGAGUAUAUCAAGAGUGAUCGCGGGAUUUUGUUCACGGGCACCCCUCAAAACAUUAAUGAAAGACCCUGGAUGUUUGGUCAGUAUGAGCCUGGAGUCCUGGAGGCGUGUAUGAAGCUGCUGCAGGUCAGCCAGUGGCACUUCAAGAACAAAGAAAAAGACUACAUUCGACGAGCAGACCCCGUCUACCUCAGCCGGGUGAUUUGUGCUAUGGUUAACUGCGACGACGACCUGGGUAUUUUAAUGGGAAAUUGGUCAGGCGACUACAAAGAUGGUGUCAGUCCCGCAGAGUGGAGCAGCAGCGCUGACAUCCUCCACCAAUGGGUCUUGUCCAACUGCAAACCCGUACGCUACGGACAGUGCUGGGUCUUUGCAUCUGUCCUCUGCACCGUGAUGAGAGUGCUGGGUGUUCCCUCCAGGGUGGUGACAGUUUUUAACGCUGCCCAUGACGCUGACAGCAACCUGAUAAUUGAGGAAUAUUUCUCAAGCAGCGGGGAAAAGCUCCCAGGACCAAAGGACAGCACGUGGAACUUCCAUGUGUGGGUUGAGUGCUGGAUGAGGAGACCAGACCUCGGCUCAGCAUUUGAUGGGUGGCAGGUAGUGGACGCCACCCCCCAGGAGAAGAGUGGAGGGAUAUACUGCUGUGGCCCUUGCCCAGUAGUUGCCAUCCAUCAACGUGUCCUUAGAGCCAGUUUCGACACCCGGUUUAUCUACGCUGCUGUUGACGCUGACGUCGUACGGCUGAUCAUGCACAAUGGACGGGUGAUGAAGAGGACGGUGGACACUGAGACGGUGGGACGGCUGAUCUGCACCAAGAGCAUUGGCUCAGACCUACUAGAAAACCUGACACAGGAUUACAAGAGCAAGACAAAACCACAAGCAGCAGGUUAUGGAAGAUACUCAGGUUGGAGAGGUGGCCAGGAUCGACCAAUGAGCAGAGAUGUUCGCAAGUCAGGUACACCUUUUCUGUCCAGUUCAGUGGGACAUCAAGAAGAUGGGGGUAUUUUGGUGUCCCGUCAAAUGUCAUCACAUUUUAUGUCCUGUUCAGUGGGACAUAAAGAAGAUGGGGGUAUUUUGGAGUACAGUCAAAUGUCAGAUGGAGAAGAAGAAAUGCCUCCUGGUUUGGAGGUGUCCCUAAGCCUCAAGAAGGUGCCAACAGUGGGUGAGAGCAUCGUCAUGUGUGUAACGGUCAGGAACAACUCGAGCAGCUCCCGGGUUCUGAUGGAGCACAUCAACGCUCAGCUGAAGGAGUACAACAGAAACGCACAGGAGAGCUUCUGGAAGUCUCACAAAGAAGAGUGCAUAAAGGCGGGGGAAGUUCUGAAGCUGGAACACUCCAUCCUUCCCUCUGAGUACGAGUCUGUGCUGGCCGAUGAUGACAUUAUGAACGUGGCAGUUGUGAUAAAGGACGUCCUGACGAAAGAAAGGUUCCUGGCCACGCAGGAGUUCAACGUAACCUCACCAAAGAUAACCGUGGAGAUUGAAGGAGGGGACAGCAUCCAGAUGAAGAAGGAGUACAAAGCCCAUGUGUCCUUCACCAACACAUGCAGCAAUAGUGUGAAUGGAGCCGUGCUGACAGUAGAGGGGUCUGGCCUGCUGCAGGGCAAACAGGAAGCCAGGAUGGCUAUCCUGAAGCAGGACGAGAAGAUAGAGAAGACAGUGACCAUCAUGGCCGCUGGCCCCGGCACUAAACUGCUGAAGGUGACUUUCUCACACAGUAACAACCCCAAAGCCAUUUCCAGAACCUUCCACAAAGUCACCGUCGUGAGUGAAUGACACUCAUGAGUCCAUCCUCCAGAAAAGCUCCAGGAAAUUAUUUUCUUUGCAGUAAGACCUGGACAGUGACUUUGUUUCAUUGUUAAAAUGUUGUGUUUUGGUAGUCUCCAUUCAUUGAUCCAUUCAAAAUAAUCGAUAUACACUAUAUUCUGUAACGGUGAUCGGGUCCAUCAAAGUCAAAGAACAAUAUUUCUGUAUUCUAUCAUACAUGGUUUGAUCAUUAAAAAAAAUAUCCAACAGGUUUUACAUACAUGUACCAUACUAUACACAAAACAUUUUUUAUAUAUGAUAAUAUGAGUAUAUCAUAGUAUUUAGUACUUUUCUUCUUUACCUUUUCUUUUGGAGUUGCAUACAUACAUUUCCCUCAGUAAACUCAACCAGCUGAUUGUCUCAGAGAUUUCAGGCAAAACGAAAAGUCUCUAAUAUGAUUGGUAGCAACCACGCCUAGAAGAAAUCACUUAUUAAGUAGCCAGUUUCAAAAAGAUCUGAUGACAGCAUUGUGAGUAUAUGUCUUCACACUGAUGGUUCAUAUAUAAAGAAUACUCACUGUAUACUUUUCACUUUAUGAUUAUAAAGAAGGGGCCUUAUGUGACUUAUGAUUAAAUAGUUAUCACAAAGAUCGGAGAUAAUGCCAUGAAUCCUUAACCUCUAGUGAGUCAGAUCAUGGGACACUUAGUUGCCUUUAACUUCCUGUCUUGGUGCUCAGUGUGAGUUCAAGUCUUUGAGUUUCCUCACAAGGAAAGGUUUGACAGUUAAGACAGAAAAGCUUGAACAAAUAAAUUAUUCAUUAGAAAAAGAAAUGUGUAUACAUUCAAACACACUGCCUAGUUUAUUACUGAUAACGUUAGACAGAAAUCAUCGGAAUAAAAGUUCUUCAUUUUCAAGUUGCCUCAUAAUGAAUCUAUUGUUUGUUAGGUAUUUUCAAGCUGGUAGCACAACAUUUUUACCAUAAAUAGCAUAACAAAAUUAUAUAUAUUUUGUAUUAAUCAACCAAAUAGUAAAACAUAUAAAACAAUAAAAUUGUCUAGCAGACCAAAUACCAACUGGAAAAUGGGAAUACACGAUUAUUUUGACUGAUGUUGCAAUUAGAUAUCGGAGAGAUUCAUCAUAAUUGAAUGAUUAAAAAACACAUAUAAUACAUGCUCAUUGAGUGAUUUUUAUUUUCAAGAGGAUCUGUACCAAACUAAAGGCUUUUUUAAGUCUGUAGAAUACAAUUUGUAGGCCGGUACUUCUCUGCUGCUUAAAAAUACUUAAAUCAUAUUGGGAUUUUGUUUACACUUUUGAUUGAAUGUGCAGCCCUUCUGGAAGAGGUGCCAAUACAGAAAAUGCUCGAUUUCCCUUUGACCUACUUCCUGUUACCCUUGCCAGUCAAGUUUCUCACCAUUCAUAGAAAAUAGCAGUAUAACAGGCAUGUAAUUAGUAGGUUUGUCCUGUCAACACCCCCAACGUGCCUUUGACUUUCUGCGAAUGUCACUGAGUUCAAACCUGUAAUCAUGCAUUACAUGGGAAAUGACAAUAGUCAAGCCAGGUAGACUGUGUGCUAGAUAAUAAACGUGUAACUUGUGAUUGUCCCUAUACAGGUUGAACUGCAUUUCUGUUAUUGAGUAUCAGCACUAGAUGGCAGCAUUGGAGUAUCUACCAAUGAGUCUGUGUCUGUUUUCUCUCUAGAAAUCAAUGAUCUGCUUUCCUACGCUUUUGACUCUGGUUAUUUUAUCACUUUGCCUUUGGCACUGCCUGCGCCCUGUGAUCAUUAAGGGAAUAUUUGACAUUUAGUCUCAGAAGUCAAUUUAAAUUAGUGGCUAAAUGAUUUUGCAUGUGUUCCUUUGCCCCUUUUGUAAAACGAUGUCUCAGCUGUCAGAGUUACAGUGCAAAGAGCAUACACAUUUUUUUUCCAUGCACACCAAUUGCUUAAUGCAUCUGUAAUUAGUUUUUAAUUGGCACAAUGUCUUAAAAAAAAUUAUUUACUUUUUAAUUGAAAAAUGUUAGUUGCUGUGAACAUCGGGAGAGAGAAAGAAAUGUUAAAAUUCCUAUAUUUCAGACUUAUUUCAGAACUUAUAAUCACAGAUUCUUGUGACUAAAUUCUUUUGACUUGGACUGAUAUGGGUUGAACAGAUAAUUAAACUCAUCAAAUUUAGAAAAGGUCCCAUCAUGCAUUGUUUCAUAGUUAAAAGCAACCAUUUAACACCUGCAAAUAAGUCAUGGCUGUUUCUCUGUUUUCUAAAAUGUUUUUUUGUGUGUAGUGUUUUCACAUUAUUUUGACAGAUGAAAAUGUGGAGCAGAGAAAGCAGGGUAAAAAAUGCAACAAUUGUCCCAAAGCUGGAACCAUAAUAAAUUAAACAAUUCUGACGACGAUAACGUUUGGUAUAA
Molecule: messenger RNA, 4714 nt
Organism: Trematomus bernacchii (emerald rockcod)
Lineage: Eukaryota; Metazoa; Chordata; Actinopteri; Perciformes; Nototheniidae
Product: protein-glutamine gamma-glutamyltransferase 5-like
Exons: 18
Coding region: 65-2347 (760 amino acids)
Biological process (GO): peptide cross-linking
Molecular function (GO): protein-glutamine gamma-glutamyltransferase activity
Source: RefSeq, a predicted model, not a curated record